This is a messenger RNA of Orbilia oligospora ATCC 24927, 1377 nucleotides long. RefSeq lists its product as uncharacterized. The coding region runs from base 1 to 1377 and encodes 458 amino acids. Gene Ontology annotation, molecular function: protein binding. The transcript is spliced from 2 exons. The record is from RefSeq and is a predicted model, not a curated record. NCBI's taxonomy places the organism in Eukaryota, Fungi, Ascomycota, Orbiliomycetes, Orbiliales, Orbiliaceae.
AUGUACAGCAAAAUUUUGAACACGGGGUUUUUCCUCCUCCCUUUGCUCGUCUGCACUGAGGCUGCCAAGUUUGCUCUGCCGUUUAAUACAAACUCGACAGCUAUCAAGAAGCUUGCUGCUGUUGCUGCUGAAACUGCGCCAAUCCAGAUCGGAGUUGCGCUGUAUUUCCAGACAAAUCCCAUGGGAAGAGAAAAUGAGAUUGUGGCCUGCCAGAUCCAAGAGGAUGGAAGCAUCGGUGCCCACAAGAGGUAUAGGACCGGUGGGAGGGGUGGAGCAGCACCGGUUGCUACCGGUGACGACAAUGGAAAGAUUGCAAAGUUACAGUUGGCAUCGACGAACGACGCUUUGUUCAGUCAGCAUUCGGUUAUUAUCAAUGGAAACUACCUUUUCACCGUAAAUGCUGGAUCUAACUCCAUUACAAUGUUCCUCGUCGACCCCAAGGAUCCCCUCAAGCUUACAAGAGUAGGAAAAAGGCCAACCACCAGCCACGGAGACCUUCCAGUUUCCCUAGCAUACUCUCCAAAACUUAACACCCUCUGCGUCGCCAACUCCGGCAAGCGCGAUGGUGUCGCCUGCUACGAUGUCGAUCCUCAAAAGGGUCUUACAUGUACCGACACGGAGCCACUUAAGCGUACCAUCGGAACAGUCAAGGACGGUCCGGCCGGUACCGUCUCCGACAUGUUCUUCACCGACGACCAAAAGAACCUUAUCGUCAUCACCAAGGGAAACAGCGUCAAGAAAGAAGCUAGUAUCGUCGAUGUCUACAGAACCUACCCGGAUGAGACUAAGAAGUCGAAGAUCUGCCUGGAAAGUGUUCGAUCCAAGAUCUCUGAGGCCCCACUCCUCUUCGGAGCCGUCCAGGUCUCACCUACCAAGAUCUUUGCCACCGACGGUUCCAUCGGUGUCGCCAAGCUUACAUUCGACCCAAAGACCUUGAAGGUCACACUCCCAGCCGAAGACAAGCAAACCAUCGACUUCCAGUCCGCCACCGGUUGGAUCGCAAAGAAUCCAAAGUACAACACCGUCUACGUCACCGAUGGUAAAAUGAACCGUGUCAUCGAAUUCAACUCCCCCACCGGCGAUAAGACCCAAGACCAAUCUUUCCUCUCCGGACAACCCGGUAACUUGGAUGUCGCCAUCGGUGGUGAUUUCUUGUACACUCUGUCUCCAUCUAACCUGGCCCUUGCUGCGAACACCUCCAUGAUUCAGGUUAUGCAUAUCACCGGCAAGAAUAAGUUCCAGGAUGUUGGUGCUUAUGUCUUCGAUAAGGAUGAUGAUAUUACCGCCGGUGCUCACGGAAUGGCUAUUUCGUGCAAGUCUAAGACUAUCAAGAAGAAGGAGACACGAUCGCUUCUCAAUUUCUUACCCUACUUUUAA